UACGAAGACAAAUUGACAGUCCUCUGCUCAAUUCGAUCGAUUCACCCCAAAUUUCACUUGAGAAAACGCCAAGUUAAUUGGAUUUUCACGAUAAUUUAUCUUUUUUCCAAGAAACGUUGCCGGAUAGCAAUUUCUCCUCCGAUUUUGAUUGCUUUCUUGAAGAUGAUGACUCUAAAGAUGGUGAAAUUGAGGAGAACGAGUUGAAAUCCCCUGCCCUAUCCACGAUUACUCGCCCCAGUUGGCCUAGCUUGAAUCCGUCGAGUUUGGGUGCGAUGGAGUUGGAAGAUUGCAAGGCUUCUGAGGGUUCUUCGUAGAUUGAUUGGUCUUCUCCUACAGGUUUUGCCCAGAGCAUUGCGGAUGAAGCAGCCAAAUGAAAGUCUUUAUGACCAGAAGCCUGAAGAACCACCCGUUCUAGUUCCAUCAUCGGACUCCGCCAAUAGCACGCCCAAAUCCUUUGCAACUCGCUUUCAGUACAUAGACAAUCCGCAACCAGCAGAUAAUAGUUCUGGAGGCGCACGUGUUCAUAGCCGUGUAUCACCACUAAAAUCUUCCAAUUUGUUUGCUGAAUAUGAGAUGGAUAGUUGUUUGUCAAAGGAGACUAGCUCAACUAUGCCCAAAGUUCAAGCAAGCAUUGAACGUGUUGAAGAAACUGAUGAAGCGAGGAAGAGAUUUCCCAAUGCUAAAUCUAUCUCUUCUGCUCAGUUUUUUGGAGAUCAGAACAAAGUGAAUGACAUGGGAACUUCAGUUUCUCUGCAGAAGUUCUCGGGUUCAAAUGCAAUCUCUAGUGCUGAUCUCUUUGGUCAACAGUGCAACAAUUCAUCUGUUGAUGUCACAGCUGGAGAUCUGAUUGACUGGUUGAAAUUACAGGCGCAGCAGGAUUUCUCUUCAUUUAAGAUUAUGGCAGGCGAAACUUGGAAGAAGCUCAGCUCCCUUGCAUCCACUUUAAUGUCAAAUCUCCAGGAGGAAGUGUCGAAUCUCCAGGAGAGAAUCCUCCGAUAAAGCUGCAUUUUCUGUGUACAAAUUUAAGAGGAUCUCGUUAUAGACUUGCAACGGGGUGUAGUAAACUAUGCAACUCCCUUCGUGCUUUAUCGGCUCACUAUGGACUCCUGAUUCUGCGACUUAUACCAACAAUCUUUAAGUUUGAGAUUAACAUGAUCAAAACGCAAAGUGCCAAGAAUGAUCUCGAGUGGCAAUUUGAUCAACUAACAAUAAGAGUAGCUACAAAGCACCCGUAAAAUGAUCACUGGUAAUUUCGCUGGCCUGGCCGUGCUGGAUUGGUCUGCUGGUGGAAGUAGCCUCCUUAGGUGAGUUCCAUCUGGGUUCGAUCCCGGGCAACAACCUAGUUAUUAUCUUCUUCAGCAUCGGUCGGGCUCGCUCUGCUGGAGUGUUGUGGGAUUAGUCGGGCGUAGAUCCGAAUAUUCACAGUGAUGACAAAAAAAAAAAAAAAAAAAUUUUCGCUGGCCUGAGAAUCAAUUUGAAGCAGAAAUUUGGAUUCAUUAGAAUGAAAUAUUAUACCUUACUUUGGUUUUUAAUUUACGAGUGGUUUUCAAA
Messenger RNA from Coffea arabica (coffee), 1551 nucleotides. NCBI's taxonomy places the organism in Eukaryota, Viridiplantae, Streptophyta, Magnoliopsida, Gentianales, Rubiaceae. The record is from RefSeq and is a predicted model, not a curated record.